Molecule: messenger RNA, 381 nt
Organism: Aphanomyces astaci
Lineage: Eukaryota; Oomycota; Saprolegniomycetes; Saprolegniales; Verrucalvaceae
Exons: 2
Coding region: 1-381 (126 amino acids)
Source: RefSeq, a predicted model, not a curated record
AUGCAGCAUUCGGGCAAGUGGAAUGAUGUGGUUCCCCACGCCAGCAAAACCCCCCAGCAGGUGGUACCGAUGCCUGCUUGCUCCUCCGUUGUCAUUGCCCUUCCGUUUGUCGCCAAUACGAUUUCCAUCCAAAGCACCUCGUCCGACCUCCCCGACUCGCCUACUGGCAUGUCCAUGACGAAAGAUCAAGUGAUUAAGUCGUCAGUUGGGUUCAUGUACCUUGCGUUGACGUUGGCGUCAACCAGGCAUUACCUCACGAUGCUGUCUCCAGUGAUGGCCAAUGAUUUGUGGUGGGCGGGUUUCAAUGCGUCUAGGGUGCAGUCGUACCUCAUUGACGAGUAUAAUGUCCCCCCUCUUGUGAUCAAAGCCCAAACCCUUUGA